Messenger RNA from Coffea eugenioides, 657 nucleotides. RefSeq lists its product as uncharacterized. The transcript is spliced from 2 exons. NCBI's taxonomy places the organism in Eukaryota, Viridiplantae, Streptophyta, Magnoliopsida, Gentianales, Rubiaceae. Bases 108 to 323 code for a protein of 71 amino acids. The record is from RefSeq and is a predicted model, not a curated record.
UCCAAGCUCCAUUUGCUCCUUACAGAGAGUAUCCAUUUCCAGAGCUCACUCUCAAGCAGCAGUAGAAAGGAAGAAGAAGAAGACGGUCCGACCCGACCCGACUGAAAAUGGGCGGAGGAAUGGAAACAAAUAAGAACCGUUGGAUCGAAGAUUGGUCAACGGCCAGAGAGAAUCUGGAGUACAACUUCCGAUGGACCCGCCGGAACCUGGCUCUCGUCGGCAUCUUCGGCGUCGCCAUCCCGGUCUUAAUCUACAAGGGCAUCGUCCGUGAAUUCCAUAUGCAAGAUGAGGAUGCAGGGAGGCCAUACAGGAAGUUCUUAUGAGUAUUUUCAAGCUUCUGUAAUAAUGGUGGCUGAAGUAAAUCUAGGUUUUUCUUCAGGACAUGAAACGGUGUGGUUUUCUCAAUCUGCGUUUUCUCAUAUUUCACUUUUCUUUGUAGAAGCUCUAGUUUGUGCCAAACAAGGGAUCGUGCUCCGUUGAAAUCAAUGUUGAUUGUAAUUGUGAUCCCAUAUCUUCAGCUGCAAACUUUCUAGUUCCUGGUUUCUAAAUCAUCAUGCACUUGCAUUUGAAAUUGACAGGCCACCAUUGGAAAUCAACGGCUCUUUGUCAGAUUUUAUUACCUGUUGAUAUCAUAAAUUGGCUAUCUUAUUGCAGAUU